Odobenus rosmarus divergens (Pacific walrus) is the source of this 2466-nucleotide messenger RNA. It is a transcript of the gene GRK5, whose product is annotated as G protein-coupled receptor kinase 5. The coding region runs from base 253 to 2025 and encodes 590 amino acids. Gene Ontology annotation, biological process: signal transduction; protein phosphorylation; regulation of signal transduction. The transcript has 16 exons. Gene Ontology annotation, cellular component: cytoplasm. The record is from RefSeq and is a predicted model, not a curated record. Gene Ontology annotation, molecular function: G protein-coupled receptor kinase activity; ATP binding. Lineage: Eukaryota; Metazoa; Chordata; Mammalia; Carnivora; Odobenidae.
GGAAACUGUUGAGGGAGGGGGGAGGGGGGACACAGAGGGAGGAAGAAGCGGCGGCGGCGGCUCCUCUUUGCAGAGGGGGAAAACUCCGAGGGAUAAGAGCAGGAAUAAUGCGGUAGGCAAGGCGGGCUGCUCGCUCCCGGCUCCCGGCUCCGGCAGCAGCAGCGGCAGCCCGAGCGGCGGCAGCAGCAGCGGCAGCACCUCCAGCAGCUGACAGCCCCGCCGGCAGGCUCCCUCGCUGACUGCCGACUGUCAAUGGAGCUGGAAAACAUCGUGGCCAACACGGUCUUGCUGAAAGCCAGGGAAGGGGGUGGAGGAAAGCGCAAGGGGAAAAGCAAGAAGUGGAAGGAAAUCCUGAAGUUUCCUCACAUUAGCCAGUGUGAAGACCUCCGAAGGACCAUAGACAGAGAUUACUGCAGUUUAUGUGACAAGCAGCCAAUUGGGAGACUGCUUUUCCGGCAGUUCUGCGAAACCAGACCUGGGCUAGAGUGUUACAUUCAGUUCCUGGACUCAGUGGCAGAAUAUGAAGUUACUCCAGAUGAAAAGCUGGGGGAAAAAGGGAAGGAAAUUAUGACCAAGUACCUCACCCCAAAGUCCCCAGUUUUCGUUGCCCAAGUUGGCCAGGACCUGGUCUCCCAGACAGAGGAGAAGCUCCUACAGAGGCCCUGCAAGGAACUCUUUUCUGCCUGUGCACAGUCUGUCCACGACUAUCUGAAGGGAGAGCCCUUCCAUGAGUAUCUGGACAGUAUGUAUUUUGAUCGCUUUCUCCAGUGGAAGUGGUUGGAAAGGCAACCGGUCACCAAAAACACUUUCAGGCAGUACCGAGUACUAGGAAAAGGGGGCUUUGGGGAGGUCUGCGCCUGCCAGGUUCGGGCCACGGGUAAAAUGUAUGCCUGCAAGCGCUUGGAGAAGAAGAGAAUCAAAAAGAGGAAAGGGGAGUCCAUGGCGCUUAACGAGAAGCAGAUCCUGGAGAAGGUCAACAGCCAGUUUGUGGUCAACCUGGCCUAUGCCUACGAGACCAAGGAUGCGCUGUGCUUGGUUCUGACCAUCAUGAAUGGGGGUGACCUGAAGUUCCACAUUUACAACAUGGGUAACCCUGGCUUUGAGGAGGAGCGAGCCUUGUUUUACGCGGCAGAGAUCCUCUGUGGCUUAGAAGACCUCCACCGGGAGAACACCGUGUACAGAGAUUUGAAACCCGAAAAUAUCCUGCUAGAUGAUUAUGGCCACAUUCGGAUCUCGGACCUGGGUCUGGCCGUGAAGAUCCCCGAGGGAGACCUGAUCCGCGGCCGGGUGGGCACCGUCGGCUACAUGGCUCCGGAGGUCCUGAACAACCAGAGAUACGGCCUGAGCCCUGACUACUGGGGUCUGGGCUGCCUCAUCUAUGAGAUGAUCGAGGGCCAGUCACCAUUCCGGGGCCGCAAAGAGAAGGUGAAGCGGGAAGAAGUGGACCGCCGGGUCCUGGAGAUGGAGGAGGUGUACUCCCAAAAGUUCUCCGAGGAGGCCAAGUCCAUUUGCAAAAUGCUGCUCACCAAAGAUUCAAAGCAGAGACUGGGCUGCCGGGAGGAGGGGGCUGCGGAGGUCAAGAGACAUCCCUUCUUCAGGAACAUGAAUUUCAAGCGCUUAGAAGCCGGGAUGUUGGACCCUCCCUUCAUUCCAGACCCCCGCGCCGUGUACUGCAAGGACGUGCUGGACAUCGAGCAGUUCUCCACCGUGAAAGGCGUCAACCUGGACCACACAGACGAUGACUUCUACUCCAAGUUCUCCACGGGCUCCGUGCCCAUCCCGUGGCAGAGCGAGAUGAUAGAAACCGAGUGCUUUAAGGAGCUGAACGUGUUCGGACCUAACGGUACCCUCUCACCGGACCUGAACAGAAGUCACCCUCCGGAACCGCCGAAGAAAGGGCUGCUUCAGAGAAUCUUCAAGCGUCAGCAUCAAAACAAUUCCAAGAGUUCACCCAAUCCCAAGACCAGUUUUAACCACCACAUAAAUUCAAACCAUGUCAGUUCAAACUCCACCGGAAGCAGCUAGUUGGAGCUCUGGCCUUGAAGUCCGCGGUGGGACCAGCCUAGACCCUUGUCCUUAGCAGCAGAACUUGUGGACCGGGAGCCCUCCAGGAGCCGGGAAGGAGGCCGGCUGCCUCCUUGACGCAGAGCCUCCAGGUUUCUCAAAGAGAUUUCCACUCAGGUCUGUCUCCAGAGGUGGCCCUCAAGCCGACGUGGAACAUUGCAAUAGAAAUCCAAUUGGAUACAACAACUUGCACGUAUUUUAAUAGCGUCAUACCUAGAACUGAAUUUUGUCUUUAUUAUUUUUAAAGAAAAGUUUUGUAAAUUUCUCUAUUGUCUCAGUUUACAUUUUGUAUAUUUGUAUUUAAAUGAAAGUCAGACUUUGAGGGUGUAUAUUUUCUGUGCAGCCACUGUUAAGCCAUGUGUUUUAAGGCAUUUUAGAGUGGGGGGGGGGGGGGGGAUUUAC